AGGGAAAAAAAAAACUGGCGGGCGAUUCAAAUAUCGAUACACCGGACUAGCAGAUUAACGGUUUUUGGUCUCACCAUUGUAUAGGAGUGUCAACACACCUGAGUUAUCUAACGGGAUAGAAUGGAUAAUAAUUCUCUCAACGCAGGGAAUUUUAAAAUGGAGAUUAAAAGCGAACCUCUGUUUAAAAUGUAGUCUCAAUUGUCUUGGAGUAUUAGUUCGUUUUUUGUUCAAAGUUAUUUUUGUUUACACAAAUAGAUUAUAGUAACGUUUUUUUAAAAAAAGAGGAUACUAUUUCGCUGUUUAUUUCACUAUACUGUAAUGUGUUUGUUUUGAUACUGUGGAAAUUUUCGAUUUCAGCCAAGAUUGACGAUGUCAUUAUUCCCUGCUGCGGACAUAAGACCAAAGAGUUACCACAUUGGAUGCUAUGGUGGUGCCUCUACUCAGGUGACCAGCACCAUCUCACCUGAGAUCUGUACCUUCACCCACAGUGAACCAAGCCCUACCUAUCACUAUUCUACGCAUGCGCAGGCCGGACAGCUAUAUUAUGACAAUGUAGGCCCUCGUUCUAAGAAUACCAGAGAUCAGUCGUCGGAGUUCAGGGUUGACCCACGAUCCGAUCAGGUUUCGUACGCAUUUAGACAGCCAUACUCUAAUUUGAAUGUCCAAAAUCCUGCUUGUGCGUCGCUCUUCGAUGUGCCUAAAUCGGCAGCGCCGACCGUGCGAAUACCCCAGGGUCCAAAGUCCUGUCCGCCCUGCAGCCCUGUGACAAGGAUUGUACACUCCGUGUCCGCCGACGGGACGUCCUCCCCUGGAACCAAGACUGUGACAUUUGAAGUCGCCUUCAACGUAUCGGAUGACCACAUCAAUUCUGAGGUGCAGGCCUUAAGAGAAAAACUUGAACGACAAAGCCAACAGGUUUACGAAGACAUACCUAUCAUUCAACUGAAAGCUCCACCCAAGGGCAGAGGUAAACGCCCGCUUUCAUCAGAUUCGGACAGCUUCUCCUCAGACCUGGCUAGUUCCAGUGUCUCUCUCAACAGCUCUGCUGCAUCGGACACUUUCCAGAAACUUAAAUCUCCCGAAGAGUUUUUGGCAUCUUGCAGUUUGGCUGCGAUGAAAUCCCCCAAAAAGCUCAAAGCAGAUAGUGAAAAUAGUACACCCUUCGGCAAGGCCCCUGGCCAACAUUGCAUGCAAGUAGCUGAAAACGAUAGUGCGAAAAGUUCUUUGCAGCGAUCAGUAUUUAACUUUCCACAAACUCCUAACAAGUCGGACGCUUUCUGUUCCACUCCACUUCAGCGUAUCAGUGGAGAUCUGAACGCAAUGUCUACCAACCGUCAAAACUGUGACGUCCCAAUAACCACCAACGAAACACAACACGGGGACUUCAAAAGAGUUCCAAGCAUGUCAGUUUUACCUCUUACCAAUGACUUUCAGAUAGUUAGUGAGAGUCCAGCCUUACCGAAACGCUCACCGGCUCCAAAAGUAGAUGUUCAAAAUCGACCAUCGAUUUCCAACACUCCGGCAAAGUUGAUAAACAAUUCCACAAGCCAUGAUCUACAUCUACAUAAUAAUAAUAAGGGUGGCGCUACAAUACAAGAAACUAGAUCCGUGCAGCCCAAUCUUAGUGAACGUCCGCCGACACGCCAGAGGCGAAAUCUUGAACCAAAUGUGUUCAUUUUUCCAGAAGUCAAAACCCCUUCCAACGAAGACGAAGUGGAUGGGUUCGGCUCCGAUGAUCAAAUGGAAACGGACAACGACAAUUAUGAAUACAGGCAACCCCAUUUUGGGCAACAGAAUAUGUUUAUGUCCCGGGUCCCAGGUCACGAUCAACGCUACGGGCAAUAUUCGAGUGCAAACCAAACACAGUUUGGUCAUAAUUGGCAAGGACAGGGAAUUCAAUACAAUAGCAUCCCCAACUUUGGAAAUAAUAAGGUGAUGACACCUUCACAUUUUUCUAACACUGGAAGCCACUUUUACCAGCGAGAGGAGGAGAACUUUUCCAGAGCUGGCUCGAAAGGGCGUACCUCCCAUGACAGAUAUUGCUUUGAUGACAUUGAUUCUGCUGGAACGUCUCAAUCCCGUCAAAGGAAACUAGAUUCCGAUAUUCUCAGGACGCCGAAAGAUAAUCGAACUAAAAUGACGUCCGUCUAUGAGGACGUCCUGGACGUGGCUGAUCGCCAAGAUGACGUAGAGCACGCGCUGGAGAAAUUUUCCGAUCAGGAUUCUCGACCGAUUCACAGCAUGCCCAGCAAACAGGACUUCAAUAACAACAGCAGGAAUUCUUAUGGCAACAGCAGGCUGUCCGAGGAGAGGUCCAACGUGGUCAGCACUAAAGCAAACACCAACGUUUGUUACGUUUCGUUGGACGAGCUUCCAGACUCGGACAUGAGCUGCGAUGAAAUAGAGGAAUAUUCAGAGGACAGCGACGAUGCCAGGUCCAGUGACUAUUUACCUGUCAAUGUUUCUGGCAGACGUCAACGAAGUUGGGACGAAACAGAUGGUUUGACUUCUGGAAGUAGACCAGCUAAGAACAAGAAAAAAGGUUCAGUACAUAGAAAGGAUAACUUGACUACAGUACCUGGUUCUAAAAACAAACUGCUGCCUCAGUCGUUCAGCGGAAGGGCAUCGAAGAGCUCAGGCCAGCAAUCCUUAAGCUCAACAAAGGUAACAACAGGCACCUCUUUCAGGCACCCGUUUCCAGAAUACCACGAAAAUACUAAUCAACGCAAUUCAGAGCCCGAGCCAUCUCGGAAUAUCAUUCCCAAAGUGCGCAAAGACAAUCCAUAUAAGAAUGAUGUAUCUAUUGAUUUGACUUCUAAGUCGGUGGCGAUAUCAACAAUACCAAGUACAGAGAGAAGUUUUAAGAAUGACUUCUCUGACACUGCUAAGGUGAAAAGCACUAGAAAGGUUUCAGAAAUAAACCCAAGCAUUGGCGCCCCCAUUCAUAACACUCAUAACUAUCUAAGCCACUCUUAUGAAGAAAUACAUCGGCUUCGAAGCCAUCCCGAGUUUUAUAACCCCAAACAAGAAACAUUCAAAUACCCAGCUAAACACAGAAAAGCAAAUAGCUGGAUUCCAGUUUCGACAGGCUCAAGGCAUAAAGACAAAAAUGAUGAGGACGAAGACGAUGAGGUUGAUGGUUUGGGGGACGACAAAGACCGUGGACCGACCACGGAUAAACCUGGAUCAAGCAGCGUCUCUCUAAACAAAGAUUCGAACAAGGACGCUGACGAUGUUGUGCAUUGCUUUGACUCCAGCGACGACGAAGGAAAGAGUUCGCGUCGAACUUCUUCAGACCGUGACCACAAAACCGCCUCUCACUCUUCAGAUUCAAAAAUAAGUCAACCAAUGUAUCACACCCAGACACGCAAAGACGUUAAGGAGUUCACUAAGAAUCAUCUUGCUAAUUAUGUAGCUGUGAAUUCGGAAUCAAAUGCAGUGAUGAGCAAACCUGUUACGAACAGAUAUUCCGAAAACUGGACGACAAUGUCCCUUCGUACAGAGCACAAAACAACCUCUCCAAGUCAGGAAUCUUUUCGAGAUGAACCAAACUUGUAUUCAUGUGCUCCCAGCACUUUCUCUGAAAACAGGUCUCGGACUAAACAAUACCCAGCGAAUUCCAAAGACGAUAUCGGCGUCAGCUGCUUCAGCAGCCAGGAGCUCAAGGACCUGUUCCCAAGGCGAGCCAGCGAUACAAGCGGUAGAAUAUCCCCAACAGUGAUAAUCCCAAGGACUAGAUCUUCACCCUCCAAGCUAGAAAAUAGUUCCAGCGAGAAACUCAAGAGAGGGCAACAGGCUUUCCACAGACCUUGGGUCUCACCAGAAAACAAAGGUUCUUUCAUGAAACAUUCCCAUACGAUACAGGAUAUGGCAAACUUCCUUGAUAAUCAAACCUGCCAAACAAAUGCAUCCAACUUCAACCGAUCAAACGGAUCAACCCAAGGCGAUCAAGCUAGAUCAGAAGACACGUCAGAAUUUCAACUAAUUAAAAACUCUAGAACCCCUGACAAUGUUUAUGUGGCCAGAUAUAGCAGUACUUCAGAUCCUAAUCGUUACAGUGACCCUCUGAGGACAGAUACCGCUGGGGCUUGCGGCUAUCCUUCUGGUAAGAACAAACGACCAAAGUGUGUUGGAACGCCAGCUAAAAGAAAUAGAGUGGACAGGCGUUUGGACUUUGGUAACACCCAUAAGAGCAACGAGAAUAGUCAACCAAAGUUGUCGACAUCAAGUCCUACUGUGAGACCAAACACGAGUCUAUCCAAUCUGGAUAAAGCCGCAAACAGCGCUACAUCUGCCGAAGCCAGUGCCCCAGAGACAUGCCCCGAGUCUAGUCCGAUGCAGCAAAGACUUGAGAAGAUUGAUUUUGCAGCCGGGGCUUCCAGCAUGAAGAAUGACGAGUCCAUCGAGACAGCGGGUCUCAAACCUGGCUAUCCCCAGCCGGAGAAAGGAGCACAGCUGAGGAAACUUCAGAAUAUAUUGACGUCAAGGGAAGAAUCGGGAAGUUCCAGACAUGACAAUGAAAUAGACAUCAAGAUCGAGGUCAGUGACUCGCUCAAACUCUCGGAACGUCUUGAACAAAUCUAUCAGUCAAACGACAUGAGCUGCGAGUGUGCAAGAAUUGAGCAAGACAUUCUUGGAAAAGCUAUGAGUCUAUUUAAAGAGCUAUGUGAUCCCAACAAAAAAUUCGACAACUGGAAGGCGUCUCUUAGGGAUACCAACGCUGUCAUACGAGAAAGUCUGGACAUGGCCGACACCAUUCGACGGAUCUGCAGCCACGGGAGGACGAUUGAAGAUGUCCUACAAGGGAGCGUCAUCCUGAGGCUGAAAUGCAGGACCCUGAUGUCCGUGGUCGACCUCUGCCAAAUGUACUCCUCUGGGGAGCUGCACGUGCUGCUGAGCAGAAUGCUAUGCACGCGUGUACAAAUGAAAGGACUGGCGCUCAAGGUCUCUUUAGACCCAGCCAACGUGCAGAGAUGUAUACGCUUUCUUUUCCGUGCGGUGGAAGUGACUGUUAACAAAAAGAAAGUAGCACAACCCCACAAGCAGAAAGACAAGUUCAGCCAUGGCCUUAUUAAAGAUGUGAAAUCCUCCCCGUGUACACCAACCUUUAGAGUCUCCACGCACGCACGUUGCUCAAGCAGUCCAGCUCUUCACACAGUUUCUCCCCUUUGUACUCCGACACCAAUCACAGAGAAACGAGAGAGGACGUCAUCCUUUGGAGAAACCAGAAUAGCUUUCCAGGAACUGCAUUUAUCAGAUAAGGAUUGCCCGACGUCACCGCUGGGCUCGUCCUCCCGAUGGAACUGCAGCCCCAAACUGGCGCCCUCCCCAAUGACGCCCUUACGGCGGGUAGCUUCCCCGCACCUGCGCACGUCGCCGAUGACGUCCCCAGUGACCUCACCCCGGAAGUUGAAUCGCUGUGACGUCAUACAGGAACAAGAAAACAUGGGCGAUGGAAGUGUGCAAUGAGACGCCGUGAUUUCCAGCCACCAGACUAAUGUGUUCAUAUUGCGUCGUAAAAUAACCUAUGAUCCUUUAUAACUGAGUAUGUCAACAGUUCUGUCCCUUUGCUUGUCUUCAUGGAAUGCACAUGAAUGUUUUUUAGAUGUUUUGUUAUGGCAAUUUUAUUUGUUUGUGAUAUUAAUAAUUGUCUGUUGUGAUACCUAGUAAACUGGAUGUCUAUUGCUCAACUGAAAAUGUUAUCUUGAAAAAUGUGUAGAAUCUGUAUGUAUAUUAGUGUUACUUCACGCACUUGCUCAAAAAGGAAAAAAAAGGAACUUUUUUCUAAGGGAAAACAGGAACUUUGUACUAAGGGAAAACAGGAACUUUGUUUGAAGGGGAAACAGGAACUUUGUUUAAAGGGGAAACAGGAACUUUGAUUUGUUCUCCGUACAUUUGUCUAAAUAGUUUCAUAUACUUCAGUGGUUUAAUGGCUGGGUGGUAAAAUGCUUCAUGUCCGAACCAAGGGGGGUAACUGGUUCGAAUCCCUGUGAAGACCGAACUUUGAAAUUAAGGGAUUUUAGGAGACUCCUAACUUUACCCAAUUCUAAUAAGUACCUGACAAUGGUUGUGGAAAAAUAAAUGUGGUUAGACGUUGUGCUAGCCACGUGACACCCUCGUUAACCGUGGGUCAUGUAAACAGAUGACCUUUACAUCAUCUGCAUUAUAGAUCGCAAGAUCUGAAAGAGGUACCCCCUUACUUGCAGGCAGCACUGUGUAACGAUUUUUUAAAAGUUGUUUACUACUUUAAAUAGGGCUUUAGUUGAUAUAGCAGACUUAGUAGUUUGUUGUUGUUUAUUUCUGUUCAAAUAUGUUCAUUCCUUUAUUACUUCCAAUGACUGGGUUGUCCAGAAGUCAACAUUUUAUUGAUUAAAAAAAAUUUAGCAAA
Biomphalaria glabrata is the source of this 6388-nucleotide messenger RNA. RefSeq lists its product as uncharacterized. The record is from RefSeq and is a predicted model, not a curated record. Lineage: Eukaryota; Metazoa; Mollusca; Gastropoda; Planorbidae. Bases 370 to 5469 code for a protein of 1699 amino acids. The transcript is spliced from 10 exons.